This is a messenger RNA of Xiphophorus maculatus (southern platyfish), 1818 nucleotides long. RefSeq names its product gastrulation brain homeobox 2 (gene gbx2). Bases 450 to 1502 code for a protein of 350 amino acids. NCBI's taxonomy places the organism in Eukaryota, Metazoa, Chordata, Actinopteri, Cyprinodontiformes, Poeciliidae. Gene Ontology annotation, biological process: regulation of transcription by RNA polymerase II; regulation of nervous system development. The transcript has 2 exons. The record is from RefSeq and is a predicted model, not a curated record. Gene Ontology annotation, cellular component: nucleus. Gene Ontology annotation, molecular function: DNA-binding transcription factor activity, RNA polymerase II-specific; RNA polymerase II transcription regulatory region sequence-specific DNA binding.
GAGUGGAUCCGGAUCGUUCACGAGCUUCGGCUCGUCACCUGACAUCCGCCAAUCAGAGGCCGAGGGAGGCGGCGUCCUGGCGCUAAAGGCAGCGCAAUUAACCAGAGGGGAGCGCAAUUCAAAUCCAAAACAGUUGCGGAGGCGCGCAGCGGCAGGAAACACACACCGACACACUCCGGCUGCCGUAGCGGGUCAGAGAGGAGCGCAGUCCGGAACCUCGGGUCCGGAACCUCAGGUCCGGGUCAUCUCGGAGCGGAGCCGCGUCCUCCCAGUUUGCGCUUUUUUUCCUGGAAGCGGCGCAUCUCCUGCGGACUUGAGGGAGGAAUGCUGAUCUGUGAGCGGAUCGCCGCCGUCCUCAGCUCCCGGUGACUCCCGGCGGGGCUCCGCGCCCUCCGCGGCCGCCCGCAGCGGCUCUCCCCCGGCCUCUCUCGGCUCCAGCGGCCGGUCUUAUGAGCGCGGCGUUCGGUCCGUCCUUCAUGGUGAUGCAGCGGCCACUCGGAAGCACCACCGCCUUCAGCAUCGACUCCCUGAUCGGCGGGCCCCCGCAGCCCAGCCCGGGACACUUCGUCUACACCGGGUACCCGAUGUUCAUGCCCUACCGCUCCGUGGUGCUGCAGCCGCCGCCGCCGCCGCCGCCGCCGGCGCUGCAGCAGGCGCUGCCCGGCGGACACCACCCGCAGAUCCCCGGGCUGCAGAGCGGCUUCUGCUCCAGCCUGGCGCAGGGUUUGACGCAGGGUUUGACGCAGGGUUUGACGCAGGGCAUGGCGCUCACCUCCACCCUCAUGGCCUCGCUGCCCGGCGGCUUCUCCCCGACCCAGCAGCACCAGGAGGCCGCCAGGAAGUUCGGCUCGCAGGCGCUGCGGCUGGAGGCGGAGGACGGGAAGAGCUUCCUGCCCGGGAAGGAGUCCGCGCUGCCGGCCUUCCACGACGCGGACGCGCCGCUGCAGACUUCCACAGCCAGAGUUCUGUCCAAGGACGAGUCCAAGGAUGAGGACGGCGGCCGGAAGGACGAGAGCUUCUCCAUGGACAGCGACCUGGACUACAGCUCCGACGACAACCUCACGUCCCUCUGCCACAAAGAGGACGCGGACGGCGGCGGCGGCCUGGACGACGCGCCGCACCUGCACGGCGCGGCGGGCGGCGGCGGCGGCUGCGCGGCGGGCGGCGGCGCGGCGGGCGGCGGCAGCGGCAAGAACCGGCGGCGGCGCACCGCGUUCACCAGCGAGCAGCUGCUGGAGCUGGAGAAGGAGUUCCACUGCAAGAAGUACCUGUCGCUCACCGAGCGCUCCCAGAUCGCGCAUGCGCUCAAGCUGAGCGAGGUGCAGGUGAAGAUCUGGUUCCAGAACCGGCGCGCCAAGUGGAAACGGGUCAAGGCCGGAAACGUCAACAACAAGUCCGGGGAGCCGAGCCGGAACCCCAAGAUCGUGGUUCCGAUCCCGGUGCACGUCAGCCGCUUCGCCAUCAGGAGUCAGCACCAGCAGAUGGAGCAGGCCCGGCCCUAGGACGGUUCGGACGGGUUCUGAGCCGAACCGGAACAACCAGACUCCUGUGACAUCAUUUGUUUUUGACUCGUUAAAUUAAAAUGUUUCCUCUUCACUCCGUGACUCUGCUGAGACGGAUCUCACUGAACCGUCCGCGGUUCUGUUCGGUUCUUUUUAACGUCUGAGCCCGAGAACGUUCAACCUGCUGAAAGAGCCGCAGUUUUUCACCGCAAAGUGCGCGUGGAGCAGCUGAUGAUGUAAAUACAGACCGGAAGCUGCGCGCGCAGGACUGAAUGAAGCUGCUAACUUAUUUAUACACUGAUGUGAAAACCUGCGA